UUCUUUCUGUUGUAGGAAUACACAUUAAUAUGAAUGCAGUUAAAUAUUUAGAAUGUAUUGGUAAGCCUUCGUUGGCUUAUGUAAAUCUAAAAGGCAAUAAAAAACCUGGAGUUUUGUAUUUAUCUGGAUUGAUGUCCAGUAUGAACAGCCCUAAAGCUUUGGCAAUGGAGCAACUAUGCAGAGAUUCUAGCCAACCAUUCCUCAGGUUUGAUUACAGUGGGACAUAUGCAUCAAGUUCCGCAAACUAUGUGGGCAAUAUAAAAGACUGGGUUGAAGAUGGAAUAGAAAUGUUCACCAAGUUAACCUCUGGCCCACAGGUUAUAGUUGGAUCCAGCAUGGGUGCUUUCAUAAUGCUACACAUUGCCAAAAGAUUUCCUGAAAAAGUGGUCGGUAUGAUAGGAGUGUCCGGUGCUUUUCAUUUCAUACGCACUGCUCGAAUGUGGCGUCAUAUAUUUAAUGAUGACAGCCCUGNAAUCUAAAGCAAGAGUGGCCCUGCUUUCUAAACCUUUGCAAACACUUGCUGGCACAUAUGCUUUAUAUGAAGGAAUGGACAAAUAUGACCUUUUUCCGGAAAAAUCAGCAAAAUUAGACCUUCCUUGUGACUUACAUAUUAUACAAGGUAUAAAAGACAUGAAUGUACCUUGGAAACUAACUUUAGAAUUCUUUGAAAACAAUGUUUCUGAUGUCACAAUGGUGGACAUGACAAUGCGGAAAUGUGGAGACCAUGGAAUGACAAGAAAACAAGAUAUUGCUCUCUUGCUUAAUGCAGUAGAGAGAAUGUGCAAGCAUA
This is a messenger RNA of Ciona intestinalis (vase tunicate), 790 nucleotides long. Its product is annotated as palmitoyl-protein thioesterase ABHD10, mitochondrial-like. Gene Ontology annotation, molecular function: palmitoyl-(protein) hydrolase activity; hydrolase activity, hydrolyzing O-glycosyl compounds. Lineage: Eukaryota; Metazoa; Chordata; Ascidiacea; Phlebobranchia; Cionidae. Gene Ontology annotation, cellular component: mitochondrion. The record is from RefSeq and is a predicted model, not a curated record. Gene Ontology annotation, biological process: protein depalmitoylation.